Oncorhynchus mykiss (rainbow trout) is the source of this 3591-nucleotide messenger RNA. The record is from RefSeq and is a predicted model, not a curated record. NCBI's taxonomy places the organism in Eukaryota, Metazoa, Chordata, Actinopteri, Salmoniformes, Salmonidae.
GAAUCCGUGUUGUUGUAGGCAUGCCUUGUCCGCGGUGAAAGGUUGAAACGGGGAAUGGGCAGGGUAAAAGACUGCAGGCUCUGCUUUUAAAAGACUCACGUAGAGUAUAAAACUAUAGUUUCUUGCCCAUUGUGAGACGCUCGACACGAGACAGGCUACAUUACGCACAGACGGGGGGAGGGAGAGUUGAUAUUGAAAAGAAAAGAGACCAGUCACAAUUCCAAGUUCACUUCGUCUGGUUGCUUCGGAACACUGCUGAUAGAUUUGGGCAUGUGGGGAACUUUCGGCUAAGUCCGUGAUUUUGGUUUUUGUGCGACAUCACGGGGUGUCAUUGUCACCUUUCUUUUCGUGGCAUUUACAAGGCAUCCACUUAAUUUUUUGCUAUUAUAACGGUACGUGUAAAUUAUAUAUUUACAUUUUAUGUAUUUGGUUGAUGAUGGGAUGCGCUCCCUCUCGGUGACGCAAAAACCUGGACUUUAAGGCAUAUAAAUAUUUCACUCACUAGCUCUGCUUUCCAGUCAGCCUGAGUUUUUUAGGAACUUUUCUGCCUGUGCUUUUUUGAGGCCGCGGAAAUGGGAGCGUGUCAACGGGACGUUGUGUCCGCGCUUUGCCGAAAAAGUUUCCGUUGGAUUGUGCUGCUGCUGUGGCUGACCUCUGCAGCUCAUGCCACCUGGAGGACGGGGCUUUACAAAUAUUCAGCUGGGACCCAACUCAACAGAGAGUCGUCCGCAGCGUCUCAAACCUCUAUUUAUCAAAAAAGGAACUGGUGUCCCCAUACGGUCACUAAGACGGUGACAUGCCAGGUGCAGAAUGGGACAACCCUGCAGCGUGUCUACCAGACAUGUCGCUGGCCACAGGGAUGCACAGGGGGAAGCUACCGGACAGUGGUCAGACCCUCCUAUAAGGUGGUGUACCGUACCAUCAACUCUCUGGAGUGGAAGUGCUGUCCAGGCUACAGCGGCACGGCCUGUGAAGAAGAACCUGGGUCAUACAGACACAACAACAGUAACACACACAGAGGAGACAGUGUGGAACUCCUCAAAGAGUCAGGAAACCAGCUGGUGGCUCAGGAGGCGGUGAGGAAGCCGUCCACUCUCCGCCGACCUCCUGCCUCUGCCCGCACAGAAGCAGGAACAGGGGAGCAGCUCUCCACCAAUUGCCUCAACUGUAGUCGAUUCACAGCCCUGACAGACAGACUCCGCUCACUGGAGGAAAAGGUCCAAGUGCUGUCCUCUCCUGGCUCCACUUCUCACCGCCACCUACAGGGUGAAGAAGGAACGGCACCGGAGUCUUCCUCACAGACAGGGGCUCCACAAACCAAAGGAGCCCCUGGCGAGCAGGGAUCCGUAGGUCCACAGGGCGAUAGAGGCAGAGACGGUACCCCUGGACAAGAUGGGAAGCUAGGGUCUCGGGGACUGCCGGGCCCCAGUGGCCCCAGGGGCGAGGCUGGGAUGAGAGGCCCUUCUGGGACCCCAGGACUAGUGGGACCCAAAGGUCCAUCAGGUCUUCCAGGAGAGAGGGGUCUACCUGGGCUUCCUGGACCUCCUGGACCCCCUGGACCCCCGGCCCCAGCCAGCGCCCGCAUCCCAGAGCCAGACCGGGGUCAGGGCAAGGAGCUGCUCCUCUCCAACACCUUCCCUGACCCACGAGGGAUGCCUGUCCAAGGCCCACAAGGCCCUGCUGGACCUGCUGGUCCUCCAGGCCCCAAAGGCCCCGUGGGACCCCCUGGCCCAGCAGGACAGAACGGGAAGUCAGGUGCCCCCGGGUUACAGGGCCCGGUGGGGCCAGAAGGAGAACGUGGGGAGAGAGGUCCUCUGGGUUAUCCAGGAGAGAGAGGUUUCAGAGGAGAGCCGGGAGUAGCAGGAGCCAAGGGAGAGCCAGGACAGAAAGGCCUGCCGAACAAUCUAAAUGGGGACGGGAUACAUCAGAUCAGAGAAGCGCUGAAGAUCUUAGCUGAGAGGGUUUUAAUCCUCGAGACUAUGAUCGGUAUUCAUGAGCCUGAUCUAGGGUCUGGAGAUGGUCAAUACGGGACUGCAUCCCCAGGUGGUUUCUACAGGGAUAAGCGAGCAGGAGCCAAACCCUAUCGGCUCGUCUCCCCUCCUCUGUCCACAGACACAAAGGUUCAGGGGAAGUAGCAUUGUUCCCUGCUGCAUCUCUGAGGAUCACAGGCUGGGUUUAACUACCCCCUCCCUUAGGUCUCUCUGGCACUCUACUGAUCCAGACCUUAUCUGAUACCCUCUGUGGGCUGUACCAUCAGACGAAAGGUGGGGGACACCUCAGGGAAGCUCCACUGGUGCUCCGGAGUCUGCCCACCUCCAUUGGGAACCAGUACCAGCCACCUUUACCCCAACAUACACCUCCUCGUAGACCCAUGGCUCCCGCUGUGUCCCAUCCCUGUUCCCCCUGUGUCCCACCAAUGUGGCUACAGCUAGAAAAUAUUUCAAGAAAAUAUCCUAUAGGCCUCUGGAAAACAUGCAAACAUUAAAAAGCUUGAUAUGUUAAAUGGUGCUCAAUCAUCUGAAAACAAUUCUGGACUAUAAGGGUCAUUGCAGGAUAGUAUAAAUUGCGGUAAAUUAAAGGAGGAAUUAAGUGUAAAAGAAAAGACUGGCUCUGAGAAUUUGUUUGGACUGUAACAAUGUUGGGAAUCUGAGGUUUACUUAUUUAAAUAUAUUGAGCAUGUACAGACUGCAAGGCACACGUACACAAAAAAAACUCUUCCUCUUAUAUUCCUUUUGUUUUGUUUCUAUAAUAUUGUGUUAGUCCUUGCUAUGUAGUGCACUAUAAAGAUGAAGACAUGGCACACCUUUCCUAUUGAGAUGUCAGUUAGUAGUACCGUUAUGGAAAGCAUUGCUUAUCAGUGCACAGCAUUUGUCUUGGUGUCUGAUAACCAUCCCUUUAAAUCAAACAAAUCCAACAAGAGAUUUAAUGUAUUUAUUUUAUUCACAUUUUAUUGUAGAUUUGUUAGUGCACAAAAAAAUGCAGUUAUGUUUUUCUACACUCUUAGACAGUAUUUGUUCUCAACAGCAGUGCUGGAAUACAAAACUCAUACCCAUAUAGCUAAGUAUCUCCUUUACCAAAACUGAUAUGUGAUCAAAUUCCUGCAUUUAUUUCAAACCCCAAACUGCAGCUCCUGCAUAAACUGGCAGUAGUUGACUUAUUUUAAACCCACAAGCUAAAGCAAUGAUAUCUCUAAGAACCCCCACUCAUGGGACAGGUGUAUCUUUCUCCUACAACAGCUUCAGUCCUACGCACACACACCACACAGUAGUACAGGACCUGUUGAUGCAACUUGAAUACAUUUUUGUGUAACUUUGUACCACUACUACAUUCUUACACUUAGACUGAUUUCUCUGUCACAGUAAAAAAAAAAAAACGUAUUCUUUGAUAAUUUGUUUCUUUAUCUUAUAAUACACAUUUUGUGAAUUAUUUAAUAAAAAGAUAAAUAGAAGCUUAUUGUUUUGUAUGCUGAUAUACAGUAUGUAACAUCAUAUGUAUUUUCCAUUUUGGGCAUAUUUGAUAUUGCUUGCUAAUGUGUUAUUGUGCUAAAAUAAUCUUCUAGAUGGUUUUUAUAAUAAAUAAUUGUUUUGCUUU